Messenger RNA from Saprolegnia diclina VS20, 607 nucleotides. RefSeq lists its product as hypothetical. The coding region runs from base 16 to 528 and encodes 170 amino acids. The record is from RefSeq and is a predicted model, not a curated record. The transcript has a single exon. NCBI's taxonomy places the organism in Eukaryota, Oomycota, Saprolegniomycetes, Saprolegniales, Saprolegniaceae.
ACCGAACGUGGCAGCAUGGGUGACCUUGUCUGCGCACGGCUCGACCCGGCCAUGGCGCUGUACGAAGAAGCGCUCCGGAGUAUCUCGCGCGACGCUUGCGCCACGUACAAGUAUGCGUACAUGCGCCGGCUAGACGACGCCAUGGAGCAAGGCCUCAUCCUCGUCGACUUGCCUGGUCGCCGCAAGUGGUCGCAGGACGCUCGGGUCCUCGACCUUCUUCUUGCCAACCACCCGUCUGGCAUCCUCCCGUCGACGUCUCUGCAGCUGGACGACGGACGCGACCCAUCAACGACGAUGUGGACGCCUGUGCUGCCGCCCGGCCUCGACCGCACCUUGCACGACCACUUUGCGCGGGGUAGUACCAACGUCCUGCCCGUUCUCUCCCACGUGGCCAUUCGCCGACCGGCUUCGCACGAUAGCGCGGCUCCGCGACUGCCUCGACGAGCACAAGAAGCAGCAUCCGACGCCGAUGGGGACGAGGAAGACGCUCUGUCGUCCAAGCGCAUGAAGGCUUCCGAGAUUUGCUAGCAGUUGCCGCCUCGAAACACGACCACGUUGCAUUGACCUAUCAAGUUGAAACUAUAAUAUGAUCAACUCGUGAAACAGG